Messenger RNA from Athene cunicularia (burrowing owl), 3248 nucleotides. RefSeq lists its product as uncharacterized. NCBI's taxonomy places the organism in Eukaryota, Metazoa, Chordata, Aves, Strigiformes, Strigidae. The record is from RefSeq and is a predicted model, not a curated record. The transcript has 5 exons. The coding region runs from base 1 to 2379 and encodes 792 amino acids.
AUGAAUACUGCUUCAGCUUCAGAAAGUGGAUCAUAUUCCACAAACCACACAAGACCCUUUUUUUAUGCACAGCCAACAGCACAGCAGCCUUUUCCAAAUCCAUGGUACCUCAGCCAUGCAUACAGUCCGUACUGUGUACCUGCGCCAGGCAUCCGAAGUGGAAAUCCAUAUUUUCCAUUUUAUUCUGUUGCGCUCCAUGAGUACCCUGGAUAUUUUGUUCCACAACAUCCAAUGCAUGCAAGAAUUAACAGAAGGCCUUAUUUUAAUGCUCCCUCACCUUCCCCUGUGUUUUAUUAUGCAACAAGAUUUAGACACUAUAAUCCCUCUGGGAAAAAAACGGAGACAAAAGAAACACAGACUGAUCCUAGACAGCCUGAAAACAAGCAAAAAAAGCAUCAGGAUAUUAAUACAGAAACGAAAGGUUGUGAUGCAGGAGGUAUGGCCUGUGUUUCUUCUGGUAUAGGUACAGAAACUGAAAAUACUUCAGAGAAACAAGAUUUAUCUGGAUCUUCCAUUGUGGUAGACAGAGAGUUUUGUAACAAGAGCCCUUCCAGCUCUACACAGUAUAGAAAUCUUCCUACUAGAAGCUAUGCCUUUGAAAAGGAAGAAGUGAGGAUAGAAUAUGGAAAUGGCUCUCCAGCUAUUCAGUUGUGGAAGUCCUUUAAAGAAACUAUCCCUUUGUAUGAUGUGGCAAGUGGGAAACCAGUCCCAGAGAAUAUAGUGCAGCAUGACUUAUUUUCUGUUAGUUCAUGUGAAGGAAUGAUAUAUGGCCCUCAUGAAGGGGAGAAAAUGGUGCCAGGAGCUUCCUUAGAUGAGAGAAAAGCUCUUCUUGCCUCAAAGCAGGGUGUUGAAACUGUUCAAGAAAAAGAGGUCCUAAAUAAUCAAGUGAAGCUGGAUGCAGAAAAGCAGGCAAAUACAAGUCAACGGGCAAAAUCCCACCCAGGUGAAACCAUGGCAAUGCAGAUCACGGAGCUGGCAAGAUCUGUUAGUGUAGAUCAACCAGUGGUGCGACAGGAUGGAGGAGUAGCUAAGCAAUCUAGCUCUAAAAAAUCUACAGGCUCAAAAACUUCUCAAGACGAGCCCAGCUUUAUUCAGCAAGCAGGACUACUUCCAUCUAGUAUGGAGGUAAUGAAUGACUUGAGUUUUCAGCAGAAAAAGAUGAAUCUAAGCCACAGUGCAACCCAUGGAAGCCAAACAGAUAAAAGUAUUUGGUGUGACGAAUCAAUUGAGAAGUAUGUUCCCUCUAACAGUUGGCUGGCUCAUUUGGACAGUAUGGACACAAACUACAACUAUGACCUUUGUUUGCCGCAAGGGAAACAUCAAAGUGUACUCAGUCUUUCUUCUGAUGACAUGUCCUCUGGAGAGGAAUGCUCAUCAACUGAUAAUGUUGCAGUGUCUUAUAUUGUCCCUGACUAUGUGCUUCAGAAAAGCACAUAUAAUUUCAAAAAAAGUAUGGAGGGCUUAGAGAAAGAGAAAAUAGAAAGUGCUGGGGCCCUUAAUGAAGAUGAAGUGGUAGGAAGGGAGCAGAUGAACAGCUUGAGUGAUCAAGAUGUCAAAAACUCUUCAACCAUGAAGAUUAAAGAGGUUUCCAGUAAAGGUAGAAAGCUGGGAGCCCUUCCUAGAACUUCUAGUCAGAAAAAAAUCAAUAUUCUCAAGAAAAAAACAGCUAAGAGUUUGUCAGAAGUUGAGGACUCUGAAGAAUACUCUGUGAGGGGAGAAGAGGAGGAUGAAGAGGCGGAGGAUGAUGAUGAUGAUGACGAUAACGACGACAUAAAUGAAAUUGAGUAUUUCUUUCAAGAAGCCACUCCAUAUGGAAUCCUGAUGCCUAGUAAAGGAAGUUUCUACCAAAUUGGCCAGAGGGUGCUUUGGAAACCACCUAAAAAUGCUAUACCAGCUCAAUUAAUUAGCUGGCCUGCUCAAGAGAAAAUAAAAACUAGGAGUGGGCUUGGUGAAAACAUCGGUGUAAUUUACAAGCCAAAGGAGAAGGAACAAGAUGAAGUUGUAUACAGUGACUAUGGGUAUUAUGGAAGAAAGAGGCCUACAGUAAGAAGAGAAGGACUUGAACACCAGCAAACACUGCAAAAAUUCUUGGAAGGAAGGCUGCUAAGGGAGAAUGUGGGGAUGUCACUUGAAGAGUAUUGGAUUAAAAGUGGUGCUAAACCCAAAUUUAGCAGCCAAACACAUGGCAGUCUCUCACCCCCAGCCAAGAGCAAAGAACAAGGGUGUCCACCUUUGGUUAAACCAAAGAAGAAAAGAAUAGGCAAGCCACCUUCGAAGCGCAGAGACACAAGAUGUGAGGUGGAAGAAGUGUGGGAGAUGCCCAAAAGCAGCAUAUGCAAAGGGCAUAGAACAAGAAAGUGCCUCCAUAAGAGAAGAUAACUGCAAAUAGUGAGUCAGGAGAAAAAAACAAUGUAUGAGAUUUGCAUAAAUCAAAACUCAGUUACUAUUCUCUUGUAUAUUUUGUAAGUUGCUGUGCAUUCUUAAUGUGUAACAAGUGGCACUGUAAAGACUGAGGCCAUUAUUAAAAAGGAAUUAAGUAUUUAACACUAAAGUCACCUUUUUAUAAGUAGCACAUCCACUAUUUAAAUAAUAAAUUUAAUAGAACUGCACUUUAAGGCUUCUUGUAUUCCAUCUAUACAUAGGAGCAAAAAAGUUUGAUAGUAAUGUAUGUGUAUCAGUACUAUUUACUCCUGCCCAGUCCUUAAGCUCUGCAGCAUUGUGAAGCCUGUUAAUGUCAUCUCAUCUUAUAGUCAGUUUGUAUAUAUGAUGCGGACAGAUUCUGUUCCAUUAGCUGGAUUUUUGGCUGGAUUUGUUUUUGUUGAAGUGUAAAGGAAUAUAGUUAAAGCUUUAUCAAGUGCUGACUUGAAAUUUCAAGGCAGUUCCUCAGACCUUAUUCUUAAAUGCCUGAUUGAGGACUAAAAGUAAAGCACUGACUUAAUGCGAUGCUUCUCCCUCCUCCCUUCUUGUGGAGACCCUGAGCUGGAGAGAUGGAUUUUGAAGGUGAACCAGAAGUUUUUACAACAGUGGUGUGCCCUAUUCCCUGAAUUCUUACUGAUGACUUCUAUUACAGUUGAUACAGUCCUUGGCAACUUGCUACAGAAAAGUCUCUUUAUAGAACUAAGAUGAUAAAACUAGGUCUCUGCUGAGCUAUCAUGAAUAAUGGAAAUAGACUGAUCUAGAGGAGGUGAAUAGCUCAAAUGUGUAAUCUUUUUCAUUUCUAUGAAAGCUAAUAUCAUCAUGCAAGGAGA